AGUUCUUAGAGGAAGCAGUAGACUAGAAGGACCUGGCAGAGACAGAGAGACAAGAAGCUUUCACAGGUUUUCACACACAUCUCAAGAUAGCACUGAAACACUGACCUGACAGAAUGUUCUUAAUCCUGGUUGUCACAAUGUUCUUGGCUGGCUGCUUGGCUUUGCCCAUCAAAGACCCGUACUCGUAUUCCUCUGCGGUGGGUCAGGGAGGUGGCACCCCAUUUGCUUCCUACGGUGAGGGGCGCAUCACGGGAGUCAGAGUGUGGGAGACCAACAACAACUACUACUACUACUACAACAACAAUGCCUACAUCAGUGGGUUCCAGCUGAAAUACGGCAACACCUGGUCUCCUGUAUUCGGUCAUGAAGUGGGUGAAAAGCAGGAGAUGGAGCUGUUUAAUGAUGAGGCCAUCGUCGAGGUGUCUGGGAAGUACAACCCAGCAGACUACAUCUGCUACCUGGUGUUAAGCACCAACAUGGGGCGCACUCUGUCAGCCGGCCUGCCUAACCAGGUCUCCUUCAACUUCUACCCAGCCAACAUGGGCAAUGAGCUGAGGCUGCUCAGCGGUCGCUACAACGGUGCUGGAAUCACCUCCAUCGGAGCCCACUGGGGAUUGGUGGACAUGGAAAGGGCUGGAAACCGUACUCUGGAAACAGUACGGGAAACAGAACCUCCUCUUCAUUGAAAAAAAAAGUAUGUCUUGCUCUUUGGGAUGGUAUCCCAGAUACAGAUUAAGCCUAGUGCUGGACUAGUUACUUUCAAUGGAGAUUCUCCAUUCAACAUUUCUAUGUUUUGGGUUUCUAUGUUUUGGCCGGGUAUGGUUCUCAAUCAGGGACAGCUGUCUAUCGUUGUCUCUGAUUGGGAAUCAUACUUAGGCAGCCUGUUUUGUCACCUUAGGUUGUGGGAUGCUGUUUUUUGUUAGCUCUGUGUAGCCUACGGAACGUGACGUUUUGUUGUUUUGUUUGGUGUUCGGAUUUAAUAAAGAAUCAUGAAAACGUACCAUGCUGCACCUUGGUCCACUUCUUCCGACGAGCAUUACAUCAUGAGAAUUUAAACUGAAUGAAUUUGAAAGUUUAGAAUAUUUUGGAAGAAUUUUUGAGGUGAUCCCUGACUUGAAGCAGUACAAAAAGACAUCUAAACAUUCAAAUUCAUUCAGUUUAAAUUCUCAUGAUGUAAAGCUCGUCGGAAGAAGUGGACCAAGGUGCAGCGUGGUACGUGUUCAUGAUUCUUUAUUAAGCGCCCAUCAGAUAGGGAUAUUAAACAGUCCUGUCAGCGUGGGUCACAGACCACAUGCGCCACAUGGGAUUUAAAGGAUGAAUUAUAUCUUUGAUUAAUGGAACAAUCUAAUAUUAUGGGGAGAUAAUAGUGUUUCAGGGUGUUUCACCUUCACUAUUUUAUACACACUACAUUUGUUAUGUGUUGUUCCUUUUCUGCUACAUCUGCUUCUGGACAUUUGAAUAAAAAGCAUAUCUUUAAUCAUUA
Oncorhynchus gorbuscha (pink salmon) is the source of this 1483-nucleotide messenger RNA. Its product is annotated as zymogen granule membrane protein 16-like. Bases 114 to 686 code for a protein of 190 amino acids. NCBI's taxonomy places the organism in Eukaryota, Metazoa, Chordata, Actinopteri, Salmoniformes, Salmonidae. The transcript is spliced from 5 exons. The record is from RefSeq and is a predicted model, not a curated record.